AUGUACUACGCCAUCUUCCUCAAAUCCUGGCUGCAGGAACAGACCCCACGCGCCUCCUCCAUGAACACCGCCCCAGCCUUCUACCGCAGGCUCGAGCAGUCGCUGGACGUUGCGCGCAAGGAAAACGGCCUCAUGACGAUCAAGCCGCGCUGGGACGACAGCGUCGUAGACCUGACAACCAGCGACUUCCUCUCGCUCAACCGCACAGGGCGCAUCCGCGAGGAGUUCACGCGCGAGCUCGCCCGCCACGACGAGUUCCAGCUUAGUGCGUCGGGCUCGCGCGUGCAGUACGGGAACUACGACUAUCUACUUGAGACGGAGCGCAUGGUGGCGGAGUUCCACGGGGCCGAGACGGCUUGGAUUGCGCACUCCGGGUUCAAUGCGAAUGUCGGUGUGCUCGAGGCGAUUCCGCUGCCUGGGGAUGUGAUUGUUUACGAUGAGCUGUCGCAUGCAAGCACGAAUCUAGGGAUGAAACUGAGUGUGGCGGCGAAGAGGAUUCCCUUUAAGCAUAACAGCGUGGAUUCGUUGCGGGAGGUUCUGGUGGAGUUGAAAAACGGCGAUGGCGGCGCGGCAUUUGUGUCGGGGAUGCAGUCAGUUCUCAUUGCUGUUGAGUCGAUCUACAGUAUGGAGGGCGACAUCUGUCCACUGGUCGAGUUUGUUGAGCUGGCGAAGGAGAUGUUCCCUGCUGGGAAUGCGCAGUUUAUUAUCGACGAGGCGCACAGCAACGGUGUGAUCGGUCCUAGGGGAGGCGGCCUGGUCCAAAUGCUAGGUUUGGAGAAGGAGAUCGCCAUCCGCGUGCAUGUGUGCAGUGUUAUACUCUGCAACAAGACCGUUCGCGCGGCGCUCAUCCAUAACUCCAAGACGCUGACUUACAGCGGCGCCCCCUCAUUCCCAAUGGUCGCAUCCAUCCGCUCCGGAUACCAGCUCCUGAUAAGCGGUGCCACAGAGCAGGCCCAGUCCGCUAUCCAGGACAUCGUAAAAUACUUCUUUCAAACAAUUACCUCCGACCCCAUCUGCGAGGAAGCAAUGGACGAAGGCCUCCUGACACUCCCGCUCGUCGAAGACUGGGAGCAGCGCACAGUGCACUCGCACAUCGUGCCCAUCAAGACGCGGCCGCGCCAUGAACAGUAUCUGGCCUUCCACUUGGGUAUGAUGAAGAUGAACGCCUAUAGCAUCUCGUACCCGGUUGUGCCCAAGGGCGGGAGUCGCGUGCGAGUGGUGCUGCAUGCGCACAACACGAAGGAGCAGAUCGAGCAUCUGGUUUCGGGGAUCUCUUCGUGGGCGGGGGAGAUGCUGGAGCUUGAGCGGGAAAAGGAUGGGUUGCCCAGGGCUGCUAGGCAGGUCUUUGCCUUGCAGACGUCGCUGGCAGUGUAA
This is a messenger RNA of Rhinocladiella mackenziei CBS 650.93, 1374 nucleotides long. RefSeq lists its product as uncharacterized. Gene Ontology annotation, biological process: biosynthetic process. The coding region runs from base 1 to 1374 and encodes 457 amino acids. The record is from RefSeq and is a predicted model, not a curated record. Gene Ontology annotation, molecular function: pyridoxal phosphate binding. The transcript has 4 exons. Lineage: Eukaryota; Fungi; Ascomycota; Eurotiomycetes; Chaetothyriales; Herpotrichiellaceae.